GUAAGGUAGGAGGGAGGGCCGUUUGCUGCUUUGUUGUUUUGUUCCUGCGUGCUGGUGCUGACGUGGCCUUUAGAAAGUGGCUUUUGUAUGCAGCCGAGAGACCUGGUUUCAGAUGCCAGCCGGAGCAUCUUCAGGCUCAUUAAUAAUGGAGGCGUCUGACAGGGGCAGCUUCGCUUGCUUUGUUCCCACUGUAGAUGAAAGGGGACAUGGAUCUUUCUGUUUUGCCCAAUAACAACCAUCCUGACAAAUUCCUGCAGCUUGACGUGAAGUCUUUAAUGAGGAGCUCAACCCUUCUGCCGGCUAGCCUCGCGAGAUUUCCGGGUGGAAAUUAUCCUGCUACACAACACUGGCAAAACCUUGUCUACUCACAGAACCCUGGGGCUCCUCAGAGGAAAUCUGUGAGCUGCCGUGAAAAGCCAGUGGUGAGAAGUCCUUCCUACAAUAUCAGAAUCUGCAUUAUGCCUGCAGACCAAGAAGACAGAGAGGAAGACAAAUACACUAUUGGGGAGAGAGAAAAUAACGUUGCCACUCAACGAACCAAGGGAUUUGUCGGGGAGAUCCCAGUCCUUCCUGACAAUCCUCCACCAUCCAUGUCUUCAGUUAUGAAGAAUAACCCAUUAUAUGGUGACAUAAGUUUGGAAGAAGCUAUGGAAGAAAGGAAAAAGAAUCCUUCAUGGACCAUUGAGGACUACGACAAACAUUCUGUGCAUACAAAUCUCUCGGGACACCUGAAGGAAAACCCCAAUGACCUACGCUUUUGGUUGGGGGAUAUUUACACUCCAGGCUUUGACACUUUGCUGAAAAAGAAGAAGAAACGCAACAAGAGAUCAAAAUUAUGUCACAUGGGUCUGAUAUUACUCCUCGUGUCCUCCAUCUUGGUUACCAUAGUGACACUGAGCACGUUAUUCACCUAAGGAAAUGGAAAAUCCUUCUUUAAAGCUCUCAAACGCCUUCUACAUAUUUACAGGAGAAAAAAAAAUCUAUCUGUGCAUUGUGAACAUACCCGUUACUGCCUGUGUGACUAAACGCCAUUGUCCUUUAGAGUGUGAGCAUCACUUGUGUUGUGCUGGCCUCUCUGCUUUGUUCUGUGAAACCUGUAAUGUGAUUCCAGUCUGGGUUUUGUCCCUUGUGAAGCAGAUGUUUCUGGGGACCACAGUAACACAAAGUCGCUACAUGCAACCACAAUCAAGCUUGACGAUAGAUAGCAGACUGCACCAAGGACUGGCGGCUGCUUUUCUCAGUCAGGCCUCAUCACUCCUAUUUGGUUUUCACCACACCAUUCCUUGCUCCUCCUAUGGGCACCGC
Molecule: messenger RNA, 1305 nt
Organism: Acomys russatus (golden spiny mouse)
Lineage: Eukaryota; Metazoa; Chordata; Mammalia; Rodentia; Muridae
Gene: Minar2
Product: membrane integral NOTCH2 associated receptor 2
Exons: 5
Coding region: 195-914 (239 amino acids)
Source: RefSeq, a predicted model, not a curated record